Molecule: messenger RNA, 633 nt
Organism: Papaver somniferum (opium poppy)
Lineage: Eukaryota; Viridiplantae; Streptophyta; Magnoliopsida; Ranunculales; Papaveraceae
Exons: 1
Coding region: 1-633 (210 amino acids)
Source: RefSeq, a predicted model, not a curated record
AUGUCCCCAUUCAAAGCUUUAUAUGGAUACAAUCCACUUCAUCUUGCAUUUCCCACUGACUGCACUACCUCUGUUGCAGUUGUGGAAGAAUAUUUGAAGGAGAGAGAUGUUGUGUUGAAAGAUUCCUUAGCUAAAGCGCGGGAAAUAAGGAAAUGGUUCGCUGACAGAAAGAGAACUGACAGAUCCUUUGAGGUAGGUGACUGGGUUUACCUGAAGCUCCAACCCUACAGGCAAUCAUCCAUUCAUGUUAGACGCAACUUCAAGCUUUCUUCUAGAUAUUAUGGUCCUUAUAUUAUUUUGGAACGCAUUAGGGAAGUGGCCUACAGAUUAGACUUGAUGGCUGGGUGUCGCAUCCAUCCAGUUUUCCAUGUGUCUCAACUGAAAAAAAAAAAAAAGAUUGGCGAAACACAGACAACAGUUCCAAUGCUACCACCAGUUGAUAACUCUGGUGAGAUUUUCCUUCUUCCAGUAGCUAUGCUUGACACGCGAACUAUCACCAAACAUGGCCACUAUGUACCCCAACUACUGAUUCAAUGGUCUCACACAACACAGGAUGCUGCUGCAUGGGAAGACCAAUCUCAUGUACGUGCGCACUUUCCAAAAUUUUCACCCUUGAGGACAAGGGUGAUCUAA